GUCCUCUCAUACACACCACUUCACGCCGCAGGUCUAUCUAUUCCUUCACCGAGGCAUGGAUGCCGAAGACUUCCCAACAUCUCCUGCUAAGCGCCAGAGGACGGGCUCUCCAGACGAAAAUAGGAGUGCCCUCGACCCGCCUCAGUCGACGUCCGCCACCGAGCAAAAUGGUCCCAUCACUGAGCAGCUCCCUGCCGAGCAGAGCGUUUCUACGGCAGAGCCAGAGCCAGAGACGUCAUCUUCCGAUCUGAAGAAGAGAGAGGAGCAUGCCGCCCCUGAACAGUCUGACUCAAAUUCUCUUCUAGAUGCGUUGAUGCUGCAAGUCGAGGCAGAAGCCGCUGCCGCAAGACCGUCAUCUGACCCUCCUACGAGUACUAAUGGCACCCUGCCAAUGGCCGAUGGAAUGCUGGUCGAUGGAGAACAUAACAGGAAUGAAGACAGAGGACAUGAUGCGCAGGCACAUCCGAGCGACCUCGCUACUACCACUCAAGAGCCUGCACCGGAUGCUACUGUUUUGGGCGAUAUUGAGGCAAUGGACGUGGCAGAGACUGUUGUCCUCGACCGCAAUGCGCAAGUCGCACCCGACACCAAUGCCUCGGUACGCACCGUGGGCAAUGCUGCCGAUACACCGACCGUCCUCGAUCUCAACCCAACAAACGCAAUCCUCCCCGAUGGCUCCAGCGCACCUGAACCAGGUGCGGAGGGUGCUGAAUGGGAAAUCGAUUCAUCACCCUAUGAGUCCUCCUCAGAUUCCGACUCCGACUCCUCCGACGACACUUCUUCGGAAGAAGACAGCGACGAGGAUGCUGAUGGCGAUUACGCCAUGCUGGAUCCCGAGGAGACGGCGCGCAUACUCAUGCAAGGUGAUGCGGGUUCGGACGAUGAAGGAGGAGGUCCUCGGGAUAGAAAAGAGGGAGGCCCACUCCGGACGGCCAAUGAACGUACGGAAGAAGUCAUACCUAGACCGGACAUUACUGUCACCGAAGAUAUGAAGAUUGAAGAACUGGGCAACGUCGAAUUUGUGGUCGAGAGUACCGUCGUUGUUAAGGCCAAGACGUCGGGCGAAUAUCAGGUGUUAGAACCCGGGUCCUUGAUUUGUCUGAAAGAUCGAUCGGUGGUUGGAGUGGUUGCCGACUUGAUAGGGCGAGUCGAGGAACCCAGGUAUACCAUUCGGUUCACCAACGAUGAUGAUAUCAAGGAGGCCGGUGUGUCGGAAGCCGGCGUCAUUGUGUUCUACGUUCCUGAGCAUUCCACGUUUGUCUUCACCCAACCGUUGAAGAGCGUCAAGGGAAGCGACGCCUCGAAUUUCCACGACGAGGAAGUUGGUGAGGACGAGAUGGAGUUCUCGGAUGACGAAGCCGAGGCCGAGCACAGGCGCCAGAUAAAAGCGAAGAGACAGGGGAGGUCACUGGACACAGGCAGAGGCCGUGGUAACUCGAAGUUCGCCAGAGGGUCGCAUCGCGGUGGCAGUCGAGGAGGUCACCACGCAGACCAUCGUCACCGCAAUCCCAGUGAUGGCUCAGCUUACGGCAAUGGCCCCUUGGAAAUCAACUAUGAUGAUGUCCCAGUGCCAGAUGCAGGCGAUGACGGCUAUACGCCGUUGCAAAGACCGAGUGACCUAGCCGAAAUGGUCGCCAAGCGAGAACCGCCUCGAGAGCAGCCGCGGGAACGCGGAAUGAUGCAUCCACUUCCACCACCGCCCCAAUCCUCGCAAUUCAGAGGAGGAGAGUCAGGCGGGCGAGGGAGAGGUUAUGGUCACGGGAGGGGAGGGCGAGGAGGCAGAGGAGACAGAGGAGGGUUCCGGCCCCAGCGUGGACGGGGAGGUUUCAAUCAGCCUCGCGAGCCUCCUUUCAGUCAAUACAACGCAUCUCACAGCAAUCACCAGAACGGCUACAACCCAUCCACCGCCCCUCUGCCGAAUCUCAACCUCCCAACGACGCCUUCCAUAACACCGCAGAACAUAACAUACCCUCCAAUGACGCCUUCGCCGAUCACCCCUCUCCCGAACGUCCCGUUCAACUUUGGCCAGGGCUUCCAGCCUCCGAGCAACUUCCCUUCCUUCGCUGCACCGCCGGGCGUGCCUCCGCCGCCACCUCUGUUUCCUGGUAGCAAUUUCCCCUUUCAGCAACAGCAGACGGGCCAAUAUCAAGGCGGCCAAAAUCCCUAUGGCUCCAACUCGCCUCAUGCCGCAGGUGGACAGACGAAUUACCUCUCUGGUGCAUGGGCUGGUAACCCGGCCAUUGCAGCGGCGUUGCAGAGACAGGUGGAAGAACAGAGGAGGGCACAGGGACAGCAGUAGAGAUGUAUGUGGGGGGUGAGAUAUAUCUUGUACGAUUUUAGAGCUUGGAAAGGGUUCAAAAACAUGUGCAACUACUACUAAAUAGCCUGAGCGGUAGAGCGACUGUAUUGGUAGCGAGCAGCAUCGGUAUCGAACUGCUUAACAGUUCCACAAAGAAAAAACUCGACUGGAC
This is a messenger RNA of Cladophialophora immunda, 2471 nucleotides long. RefSeq lists its product as uncharacterized. The transcript has a single exon. The coding region runs from base 56 to 2299 and encodes 747 amino acids. The record is from RefSeq and is a predicted model, not a curated record. Lineage: Eukaryota; Fungi; Ascomycota; Eurotiomycetes; Chaetothyriales; Herpotrichiellaceae. Gene Ontology annotation, cellular component: sno(s)RNA-containing ribonucleoprotein complex. Gene Ontology annotation, biological process: ribosome biogenesis; pseudouridine synthesis; box H/ACA snoRNP assembly. Gene Ontology annotation, molecular function: RNA binding.